This is a messenger RNA of Sclerotinia trifoliorum, 1187 nucleotides long. The record is from the annotation of a GenBank genome assembly. Lineage: Eukaryota; Fungi; Ascomycota; Leotiomycetes; Helotiales; Sclerotiniaceae.
CUACGUUCUAGGGUGUACUUUAACUUACUAGUUCGUGUUCAGUGGCUGUAUCCAGCUCUUUGCUUGAAUAUUUAAUUCCAUAAGUACUGUACUACCUUAGCGAACAUUCGGCUCAUGGGUACUUAAGUUGCUCUUUGGAUUGUGCUCUUGGAACUUUUACAUUGACACGAUAUCUACAACAUCUCUUGACAACCUCGGUCAGACCUUCAAUACACUCAUAAUAAGACUCAACAACUUCUUCCACAGUACUUCCACAAUAUCUAACCUUCCUUCGAGAACCCUUCAUCAGCUUCUAUUACGGUAAAGAUCAGACUCUUAAAAUGUCUCCUUUUACUAGCAUAUUCGAUCUUUUCGGCGCCUUUAUUUACUAUGGUACACUACUACUUUUGUUGACUGCGCUUUGGACCUAUUCCCUAUCCGAAAUGCUUAAUGCUCCUAUAAUUGCCCAGUCUUUCCGGGUUCUCAAAAGUCAACAAGAUGACCAACAUUCAUUGAAACUGGAGCUGGCAAAGAUUGACCUGGAGAAAGCUAAGGUUGAGAUGGAGAUGGCCAAGGAAAAUAUGAAGGCACAGAUGGAGAUGGAAAAGCUAAGUAUGGAAAGAGAAACGAAUAAGGCGAAAAUGGAUAUUGAGACGGCGACGAGUAAGGCGCAAUUAGACAUGCAGCAGGAGACGCUUGAAAAUGACAUCGAUCUAGAAUACAAGAAAUUUCAGGCGCAAUCAAAGCCUGAGACGGAGGUACAGGAGCUUAAGAAUGAAGUCGAGCGACUCAAAAAUCAGUUGGAGGAGAAGUUGUAGAGGAUGGGAUGAAGACUAAGGCUUCAUGGUACAGUGCCACUCCUAUUCAUUAGAUGACAUCCGCUAAUGCAAAUCCCUCUAGAAAGACCGGAGAAUUUCGACAUGAGAUGUAUUUACCACCCUAUCUCCUCCGCAACUUCGACUUCCGUUGCUCCUAACUGUUGUGUGAAGGAAAGUUAUACAUUGGGUUUUGAUUUCGGCAUAUUUCCUCUUCCAUUCCAACUCCAGGUCAGGAGCGACUGGAUUGUUUUUAAAGGCGACCAAAGGAGGCAGAGGAUAUUAUGGGGCAAGGUGUAUCAAUAGUUGAUGAUUUGAGCUCUUUAGGAGUUUCUCUUUUGAUUUGCGAGGAUUUAAAUGAUAAUAAAAAUCAUCUUAUUCUUAUUGUCGAAU